GGGGAGGCGGCCGCGGAGGCGGGGACGGGCGGAGAGGGCGCGACACCCCGCGGCCGCCCCGCCCUGGGAGGCGCCCAGCCCUUCAUCAAGUGACCAGUAUCCCUUCCAGGAGGACUCGGUCCUUCUGAGGGAAGCGAGCUCCGGCCUGGAGCCCCGGCGCCAAGCCGCCGUCAUCCCCUUCCUGUGCUGGGUGAUCCGUCUCCUCACCCACCCGGAAAAAACAUAGUCCGCCCCUCAGGCCCGAGUGCAGUAGCUCGCGCUCAAAGGGCAGGCUCGCUGGGCCCGCGCGCCGGCUUUUGCAGGACCCGGGGCGUCGGGGCCCACCCAGGGCCGCCACCAGCUCUGAAAAGAAAAAAGUGACGGGAGACGCCAGCGUGAGGCGGCCGGGGCUGAAGCAGGGAGAGGCGAGGCUGGCGGAGGGACACGCAGCGCCGUCAGCGCAGUGCGCACGCGCGCGGGCAACAACGAGUUCCGGUCUGGCCGGGCCCUGUCUCCUAAAAAUAGCCCCGGUGUGGGGAUCCGUGCGCGGAUGUCCCGGCGAGUCCCGGGCUGAAGGAGGCGGCUCCGGGCGGCGCGGAGCGCGGGUGGCGGGCCCGGUGGCGGCGUGUGUGCGCCCGCCUGCGGCGCCGGAGACGCGGGAUUUCAUUUUGUGAAAAAGGAACAAAAAAGGAUUUUCUACAAGGAUCCUAUCUAAGUGCACUUUUUGCGGAUACAUCAUAUCUAAAAAUUUCAGCUGUAGUUCUUGGACUAGAAGUGUGAGUGAUAGAAGCUGUGUAAUGCAUUAGGAUAUUGAAGAGCACUAAUAUUGGAGUUAAAUAUUUGGAAACCAAGAAAGGAAAGGUGAUCAAAAAUGGGGCGGAAGAAAAUACAAAUCACACGCAUAAUGGAUGAAAGGAAUCGGCAGAUCUGAAAAUUGUGACAGUAGAGGUGGCACAGGGGCCUGCUUCAUGAGAACGUGCAAUAUAGACGUAGAACCAAAGCCAAGCAUGUGCAUAUGCGUAUCUGUCUAGUUCUGGUACUAGGUUGCCUUGGUGUCAUGCAAUGAAUCUGUCACUUUUACAAAGAGAAAGUUUGGAUUAAUGAAGAAAGCCUAUGAACUUAGUGUGCUCUGUGACUGUGAAAUAGCACUCAUCAUUUUCAACAGCUCUAAUAAACUGUUUCAGUAUGCCAGCACUGAUAUGGACAAAGUUCUUCUCAAGUACACAGAAUAUAAUGAGCCUCACGAAAGCAGAACCAACUCGGAUAUCGUUGAGACGUUAAGAAAGAAAGGCCUUAAUGGUUGUGAGAGCCCUGAUGCUGACGAUUACUUUGAGCACAGUCCACUCUCGGAGGACAGAUUCAGCAAACUAAAUGAAGAUAGUGAUUUUAUUUUCAAACGAGGCCCUGCUCUCAACAAGAAGGAACACAGAGGGUGCGACAGCCCAGACCCUGAUACUUCCUAUGUGCUAACUCCACAUACAGAAGAAAAAUAUAAAAAAAUCAAUGAAGAAUUUGAUAAUAUGAUGCGGAAUCAUAAAAUCGCACCUGGUUUGCCACCUCAGAACUUCUCAAUGUCUGUCACAGUCCCUGUGACCAGCCCUAAUGCUUUGUCCUACACUAACCCAGGGAGUUCACUUGUGUCCCCAUCUUUGGCAGCCAGCUCGACAUUAGCAGACUCAAGCAUGCUUUCUCCACCUCAAGCCACGUUACACAGGAAUGUAUCCCCUGGUGCUCCACAGAGACCACCAAGUACUGGCAAUUCAGGUGGAUUGAUGAGCACUUCAGAUCUCACAGUACCAAAUGGAGCCGGAAACAGUCCAGUGGGGAAUGGAUUUGUAAACCCAAGAGCUUCUCCGAGUCUGAUUGGAACAACUGGUGCAAACAGCAUAGGCAAGGUCAUGCCCACCAAGUCCCCCCCACCUCCAGGGGGUGGCACCCUGGGAAUGAACAGCCGAAAACCCGAUCUCCGCGUCGUCAUCCCCCCUUCGAGCAAAGGCAUGAUGCCUCCACUGUCGGAGGAAGAGGAGUUGGAGUUGCAUCCCCAGAGGAUAAGCAGUUCUCAAGCCCCCCAGCCCCUAGCUACCCCAGUGGUGUCCGUGACCACCCCCAGCUUGCCUCCACAGGGCCUGGUCUACUCAGCAAUGCCGACCACCUACAACACGGAUUACUCGUUGACCAGCGCCGACCUAUCAGCCUUGCAGGGUUUCAGCCCCCCUGGAGCGCUGUCUCUGGGGCAGGUGUCAGCCUGGCAGCAGCACCACCUCGGACAAGCAGCCCUCAGCUCUCUGGUCGCUGGAGGGCAGUUAUCUCAGGGUUCGAAUCUAUCCAUUAACACCAACCAAAACAUCAACAUUAAGUCAGAACCAAUCUCACCUCCCCGGGAUCGCAUGACCCCAUCCGGCUUCCAGCAGCAGCCGUCCCAGCCCCGCCAGGACAUGGGGCGCUCACCCGUGGACAGUCUGAGCAGCUCCAGCAGCUCCUACGAUGGCAGCGACCGGGAGGAUCCCAGGGGUGACUUCCAUUCUCCAAUUGUGCUUGGCCGACCCCCCAACACCGAGGACAGAGAGAGCCCCUCAGUAAAGCGGAUGAGGAUGGACGCCUGGGUGACCUAGGUGCCCCGCCUGCUGGAGUACUGUGUCACUGCAGUGAGCUGCCCUCCACAGCGAAACCGGUAAAUAAGGACAUGUGUUGAACAUAUUUAUAUGUACAUGCAUACAUAUAUAUCCCUUUCUAUAUAUAUGUAUGUGGCGUGAGAGUGUGUGUGUGUGGGUGUGUGUUGCGUACACAGAAGCAGGCACCGGCCUGCUAGCUCCGUGUCCCCCGGCAGACAGCACCCCGUAGACAGCCUCGUCUGGCACUUCCCUGGACGACUUGUUUCCUAAGAUAGCCAGUUUUUGCAGAGAAAUGUGUCCUCGUAUAUAAUUCUCCCACACUAGCUUGCAGAAACAUAGAGGGCCCCCUACUUGUUUUAUUUAAGUGUGCAGUGACUGUAGUUACUUAAGAAAAAAAAAAUGCUUUGUAGAACAGAGCAGUAGAAAAGCAGGAACCAAGAAAGCAAUACUGUACAUAAAGUGUCGUUCCCAUUAACUGCCCCACCUGGCAUGGGUCUCUGUUGCAAAGGGGUGCAUGGGAAAGGGCUGUUAGUUAUUAAAAAAACAAAACCCCCACACAUUAACUGUUUUGCACGUGCAAAAAUGUAUUAGGUCAAAGAAGUGAUCUUAGCUAAUUAAAAAAAAAAAAUAGAAAACGCGCAUGAGAUACUCAGAAAAUAUUAGUCUAGAAAUAUAGAGCAUUAACGAAAUGAAUUAAUAUAUUAAGUUAUGAUUGGAAUAUGUCAGAAGUUUCUUUUUACAUUCAUAUCUUUAAAAAUUAAACUGAUUUUAGGCUAUGUAUAUUUUAUAUGAAAGAAAACACCCUUAUGAAUUGAUGACUAUAUAUAAAAUUUUAUUCACUACUUUUUAAAACAUUCUGCUAUGAAUUAUUUAUAUAAGCCAAAGCUGUAUGUUGUAACUUUUUUAUUUUCUUUUAGAGAAUAGCUUUAUCUUGUUUUAGUGUUUUUGUUUUAUUUUAAGAGGGGAAAAAAAAUAUCUUGCAAGUAGAACCUUGGAAAAAAAAAAGCCAUGAACACUUAUUCUAUAUGUAAAUUAAAAUUUGAGCCAAACUCUGUGUAUAUAGCAUCUUAAAUAUAUUAUCACCUUGGAUGUAAGUACCUAUGUAUUGUAUGGUCACCAGAUUAAAAAGUCUAUUUUUGUGGAUUGCCGCCAAUUUGGGGGGAAAAGGCGAAGUCCUUAUUAAGUAGAGUAUUCACUGUUUAAUAUUUACUAUUUUGUUAAAUAUACUGUACUUUGGAUUUUAAUUAUUAGCCCAGUUUUUUCAGAGGAUUGUAUAAAGGGGUUUCUCCCCUCACUGGUGGUGAAUGUGUGAUGUUACAGUGUAAUCCUUGUGCUGUAUGAGGUUGAGCAUUAUAUAUUUUAUAUAUGUGUACAUAAAUAGCAAAGUGGCAAGAAAAGAAACCUGGUGUUAAGUUCAUCCCGCAUAAAUAUAAAAUGUGUUGUAACAGUCUACAAGGCAUAGCUUAAAACUUGCCUUUUUGUGAGGAAAAAAACCAUAGUAGAAAAAGCUGACUAAAUCUAAUUUAAUGGCUAUCAGAAAAGAUGGCAGCAUAGCUGACUGAGCACAAGGUUUUUAUAAGUGGUCGAUGAUUAGGGGAAGGGAUCUGUUUCCCAUGACCCUCUAAAAGAGCAAUGUUGCAGCUGGCUAGAAAAUACCACCGCUCUGCACUGAGGUGGCACUCGGGCGUGGGGAGAGACCCUCAGUGGUGCGGAUCCCGGGGCACACUGGCGCCCUUAGACUCUGAACAAGGCCUUACUCCACAGGAGGACAACUCCGUGGUGAUAGCAGGUUCAUCUGUUCCCUGGGCUUGUGCCAUGAACAAUUCAAAGUCCUGUAUAUCUCAUCAUAGACUUGACUCCUUUUCCCGAGAAACUCAAGGGUUUAACAUUUGCUGCUAUCUUACAUUUUAAACUAAUAUCGAGCAGCUCUCCACAGCUUUGAUGGCAUUUCUUUUACUCCCUAAAUUCAGUUCCCUUUGCCAUUUUCAUCAAACUACUUGUGAGAAAUCAUCCGCCAGACUUCCUGACUGGACACACAGGUAUUAGGUCCAGGGGAGCCUGUGGUGCCCGCAGCUGCAGAUACAACGCUGCUUACAGACGGGACGCCCCGCGGGGAGCAGGGUGCCACGCCGACUCCUCUCACCCACCAGUGUCUCCAGUGAGCUCUUACUCAGAAAGGAUUCGCUUUUCAGUGACUGUACUUCUGUUUUCCUGACCAGCUUGCAGGCACAUUUCUUCUUCACCCAGCAGAAAUCAGUCUCUCAACACUGACUUUCCAAGGUAACCCAUACCACUCCGUAAACCAUCGAUAGCUUUGAAAGCGCGAAGUGACUUUGUCACUGAUGCAUGUCCACGAACUUCUGCUGUGCAUUGGGAUAGGAGUUGACACAUUCACAUUUACUGUCUAUUUUCUUGUGUGCCUUAUGAGAUGGCUUUUCCGACUGUAUCUCAAUAGUCUUUCUUUCUAUGCAGGUUUAUAAUCAGUAUGGCUACUGUUUUCUAAACUAAUACUACACAAGGCUCGGAGUUUGUAUUCUGAAUCACACACUGACCUAGUACCAAUGUAUUCCGUUUUCAGGAACUGAACAUUUGACUGUUAACCCCUCUCCCCACAUGCCCCAUGUGGGCUGGGUACACACACACACACACACACCCCUCCUGCUGGCAGCCAGCUCCGGAGAGCGGGGGAAGACACUGACGGUGUUCUUUUUCAACCUACUUUUCUUACCCUUUUAGACUUAUGUGUUUUGUAUGACACCAUCGCAAGAAAAUUUUAUCCCUUCAGAAGAAGUAUUUUAUUACUAAAAAGACAAAAAUAAAAAAAAGCGUCGAGCACAUUGCACUGGCUCGGGUGUAGCCUGCAGCCCCUCACCUGGCAUCACACGGAGAGAGAGUCAAACAUUGUCUGUCUACAGAUGGUCCCAAUCAAAACUCCAUCUUUUGAGCCCGAAUUAAUGUCCAUUGUGUUAGAAACGAAAUCAGGGGUUUGUUCUAGAACAAUGUAUGUUUUACCAUUUCCUUUAACUAGAGCAUUAGCAUAUUCUCUGCACCAACCAUCACGCGCACAAGAAAUACAUAGUAAAUAAGGAACCAGAAAACUCCUGGCAUUGGAUCAUACGAAGCUAGAUGAUUAGAAUGUGAAACGAUUUUACAGAUGUAAAACUUUUGAUUUCUCUGUAGAAACUUUUCUUCACUUUGCUGUGCAAGACGACACUGCUUUGCUAUAUUUAAAAUGGCUUUUUUAAAAAAGAGAUCUAUGUAUUUGGUAAAUGUUUGUAGUCAGCAGUUCCCACGAGAAGCUGUACACGGUUUGAUCGUGGAAAACCGCUUGGCGGCACAAGCUGGACUUUGUUGCCAUCCUUGAGCUGAACCUUUUAAGAAAAAUAAGUUAAUCUCAAUUUCUCCCUGAAUGUGUUGGGUUUUUUCUUCAUUAUACAAUAAAUAUGAUAGUGAACUUUUUAUCAACUGGUUAAGACAAUGCUAGAGGUUGUUGUAAACUCUUUGUAUCCUGCACUCACUACAGUAAAGACUGACUGGCUUUUCCCAUGGA
Molecule: messenger RNA, 6141 nt
Organism: Erinaceus europaeus (western European hedgehog)
Lineage: Eukaryota; Metazoa; Chordata; Mammalia; Eulipotyphla; Erinaceidae
Gene: MEF2A
Product: myocyte enhancer factor 2A
Exons: 14
Coding region: 1080-2591 (503 amino acids)
Biological process (GO): heart development; positive regulation of transcription by RNA polymerase II; cell differentiation
Molecular function (GO): histone deacetylase binding; protein dimerization activity; DNA-binding transcription factor activity, RNA polymerase II-specific
Source: RefSeq, a predicted model, not a curated record